Molecule: messenger RNA, 3423 nt
Organism: Marchantia polymorpha subsp. ruderalis
Lineage: Eukaryota; Viridiplantae; Streptophyta; Marchantiopsida; Marchantiales; Marchantiaceae
Source: the annotation of a GenBank genome assembly
CGCAGAGGAGCGAGGAGCGAGGGGCCGAGGGCAGGAGGGCAGGGAGGGGAGGGCAAAUCCACGUACAGUGAGCGGCUUCUGGACAGCAAUCAUGCUCUGGGAGGAGUGGUCAAUGGAGCCAGUGCAAAUCUAACUUCAUCAAAUCGGUAGAAAGAGUUGUUUUUUUGUUCGUUCUGGGCAACGCAAACCGCGGAAGUGGGAGCUCGUGAGGCUUCUGGGCGGUGGUGGCUCGCGAGCACCUGUUUGGUUGAGAUUGUGAUUCUGCUGCUGCUGCUGCUGCUCAAUAGCUCUGCAUUCGAAGUUGAGAUUUCGCGCGAGUUCUCAGCCGAGCUUCGCAUCGGUACACUUGUUCGCUUGCCCGUCCGAUGAGUGUUUAGGCCCUCGUGUAUCAGAUGUGUCCGUCGGUACCAGUGGUCAUCGAGGCUGCGUGGUGUCGGAGGGGAUUGACAUUUGGGGAUAUGAUUGGAAGGCUGGAAACGGAAAUUCGUGGCUAGAGCAGAUUUCGGUAGGGCACGUGCUGAAGGGGAGGGUGGUAGCAGGAGGAACCCUAAGACAUGACGAGUGAGAGUGGGGACCAGAACCCUGGGGAUCCCGUGUCGAGAGAGAGAAGACGUAAGGUGGAAAAAAUCUUUCAACAGUUUGACCUCAAUGGAGACGGUCGACUCAAUCGCGACGAAAUGGCAGCUCUGGUGAUAGCUGUGAACCCGAGAGUUAAGUUCUCGGAGGAGCAAAUCAGUGCUAUAUUGGACGAGGUGUUUCGUACUUAUGGAGACUACAUCGAGGGAGAUAAAGGGUUGAGUUUGGAUGGGCUUGUGAGAACUUACGACGACGGAGCAGGAGAUGUUGACAGAGAUUUUGAUGCUCUGGCACUGGACCUGGACGAAGGCGAUGGAGGGGUGGACUUGUCUGGAGACAGGUUCGUGGAUGACCUCAACAACAGAGAAACAGCUUCGGUUGCGAGUGGCUCGACUGCCCCGCGUGGAGCAGUUUCUAUCACUGACGAGAACAAAUUUGUCAGAAGAAAAGAAAAUGUCGGCGCGUGGGCGUCUUCUCCUAACAAUGGAAUUGUGUACGAUGAAUCGUGGAAGCUCGUUGAAGACCUGGAACUGUUUCUCCGUAGAGUGGAUCAGAAAAUCGAGAGCAAAAAAAAAGAGAAGGAGGAAAAAAAACCUACCGCUUCAGCUGUGGAAGCAGGGGAUUGGUCGAAGGACCUAGGAUCCAUCAGUCAAAGAGAAGACGAGGCAGGCCUUGGUGGGAGAAAACCAGAAGAACUUGGAUCGGAUUAUGUUACAUUUAAGAAGUCUUUGGUCGACUUUCGGACCAAAGCGGAUGGGCUGCGGAUUAGAGGUGAUAGUCGCGGGGACCUCAUUGCGUUUGAUGCACAUUUGGCUAUGGGAAGGACUCUGUCUGAUCACCGAUGGUAUUCAGAAGCUCUUACUAGUUUUCAAAGAUCAGUGGAGCUGAAGCCCAACGACACCAGAGCCCAUUUCAGAGCUGGAAAUGCUCUUUACUCAAUUGGGCGAGUAUCAGAAGCUCGUGCAGCUUACGAAAAAGCUUUGGAGACGGCUCAAAGUUCUCACGCAGCAUUGCGCCCUCAGGUGCACGUCAACCUUGGUAUAGCCCUUGAAGGAGAAGGAAUGCUAUUAGGAGCUUGUGAACACUACCGUGAGGCGGCUAUACUGAGUCCUCAACAUUAUCGGGCUCUGAAACAUCUGGGAUCUGCCCUUUUAGGGGUGGGUGAAUAUCGAGCUGCAGAGAAGGCUCUAGAAGAGGCUAUCUAUCUUAAGCCUGAUUAUGCAGAUGCACACUGUGAUCUUGGGUCAGCCUUGCACGCGCUGGGAGAUGAUGAGCGCGCAAUCUCAGAGUUCCAAAGAGCUAUAGAUCUGAAACUGGAUCAUGUGGACGCUUUGUACAACCUUGGAGGCCUGUUAAGGGAUUCUGGGAAGUAUGCUCGUGCUGCAGACAUGUAUGCCAAAGUCCUGAGCAUUAGGCCCAGAGAUUGGCGUGCUCAGUUGAACAGGGCAGUCUCGCUGCUGGGAGCUGGAGACAGUGAAGGAGCUAAGAAGCCCUUAAAGGAAGCUUUCAAGAUGACGAACCGAGUGGAGGUUUAUGAUGCAAUAAUGUAUCUAAAACAUAUGCAAAAGAGGCCGAAGGGCUUCAACUCAGCCAUUCAGAGUGCCCAAGAGGGUAUGGUUAGGGGGGACUCAAAUGGAGCAGUUGUACCCUCUCCUGACGGCUAUAUGGUGAUUGAAUUGGGUAAAUUUCAUAGAGCUACGAGUAAGACCAGUCCAAGACUAUGGUUGGGCUGCGCGCUGGACAUAAGGCGAUUCCAAAAGCAGACUCGUUUGCACAAGUUUGAGAGCUCUACACUGAAACAUGAAAUAGACGAUAAUGCAAAGAAGUCAGGUGAAGUCGGACCCUCUGCGAACUUAAUCAGGAAGGCGGAGCUGGAGAAAAUUCUUAGGCGAUUACUCCAUUUUCUUACGCCGGAGGCUUUUCAAGCAUCCGUCAAAGCCAUCAAUGAAAAAUUGUUGGGAGUGUUAGAUAGAAGCGCCACGGGUCGUGUCGACUUGGGUAUGUUCCUGGCAUCUAUAUCUCCUCUCUGUGCCAGUCUCACUCCGGAAAAGAGGAAGCGACUGGUUUUCCAAAUACUGACUUGGAGGAACCCUGUAUCCGAGGGAGAGAUUGCCAAAACGGAUGCCAAAACCUACAUCAAGUUCAUGCGUGCUAUUUUCCUUCCCACUCAAGGAACUAGCGACAUGUGGGAAUUGCACGGAGACGACGAUCAGGUUAACAUCUCUUAUCCAGAGUUUGUGGAAAUGUUCGAUGAUCUGGACUGGGGAUUUGGGAUCUUGAAUCUGUUGGCCAAGUUGGAGGGUGGUGACCGUCUUCGUCAUCAAGGAUUACCAUGUGCUGUGUGUUCCUAUCCAAUCAUGGGAUCCCGUUUUAAGGAGGUGACUUCAAACUUUAAUCUCUGCUCGACGUGCUACAGUGAAGGGAAGGUCCCCACGUCAUUUAAACAGGAUGAGUACAACUUUAGGGAGUAUGGAAUCGAUACAGAGUCGAUGAAGGAUAGAUUCAAGUUUUUUAACCUGCGAAAUUCACCUGGGUCUAUGAAGCAGCAAUGAUAAGAGAGACUAGGUCGGAGUCUCUCCUCUUGUUAGAAGUGUGACUCUCGCAAACAAUGUCCAAUCUUUUUCCCUCACUUUCAAUCUUGAGGUACCGAUUGUAGGAUAUUUGUAUAGAGCAAGGAGAAGUGCGUUCCAGGUUGCAGCCAUGGCCUUUGUUUGUAUUAAUAGAAGGGUAUGCAGUUGUUCCAAGGCAGUUCGACGGGUGUUCUGAGGUCAAAGUUUUGGUUUCAAUCAGUGUUGUAGCAACUUACAUUUUGUGCAUAAUGUUAAAUGUGAAUCCCUCGAGUCAACC